This is a messenger RNA of Malassezia japonica, 630 nucleotides long. It is a transcript of the gene FMP32, whose product is annotated as Protein fmp32, mitochondrial. Bases 1 to 630 code for a protein of 209 amino acids. The record is from RefSeq and is a predicted model, not a curated record. Gene Ontology annotation, biological process: mitochondrial respiratory chain complex IV assembly. The transcript has 3 exons. Gene Ontology annotation, cellular component: mitochondrion. NCBI's taxonomy places the organism in Eukaryota, Fungi, Basidiomycota, Malasseziomycetes, Malasseziales, Malasseziaceae.
AUGGCGCUGCCCGCGUACGCGUGGCCUGCGCCCGGACUGCGCCCGAGCAACAUGCGUAGCAUUGCGAAGCCGAUGGCGCUGCAGGCGCGGGGCGUGCACUUUGAUACCAAUGCGUUUGUCCAGCGCCUCGAGAACGCGGGCAUCAAGCGCGAGCAGGCCGACGUGCUCGUCACCGCGCUGAUCGAUGUUAUCAAUGAGAGUAUCGAGAACUUUGCGCGGGGCCUCGUGCGCCGCGAUGAGGCCGACCGCCAGACCUAUGCCCAAAAAGUCGACUUUACCAAGCUCAAGUCCGAGAUCCAGCUGCUGGAGCGGAGCGACUUUGUGUUGAUGAAGUCGGAGAACGAGCGGCUGAUGGCCGAUGUCGAGAAGCUCAAGCAGCGCCUGCGCGAGGAGAUUACGAGGACGACGGCAGGCGUGCGCCUCGACUUGAACCUCGAAAAGGGCCGCAUCCGCGACGAGUCGUCGGUGCACGCGCUCAAGAUCAAGGAGGUCGAUACACGCAUCGAGUCCGAGAUCGCGGGGGUGCGUACGAGCAUCCAGAGCGCCAAGUUCAAUGUGCUUCAGUACCUUGUCGGUGUCGCUACCGGUGCGGGUGCGCUGCUCCUUGCGUACUUGCGUAUGUUCCGUUGA